AAGAAAAAGAAAUGCCGGCCGACAAAUAAAAAAAAGCAAAGGGCAAAGCAAAACAGUUUAGAAAAUAAAAUACUAAAAAGAAAAAAAAAAGGAAGGAAGAAAUAGAAAGGACUCCUGAGGUAGCUUUAUUAUACUAUUUCCCCCAGGCGAUUGUGUCCUCCUCCUCGGCUCCUCCUACCAUUCUUCACUUGUCGCUAUUAGUCAACACGAUUCCCUUCGCCGAUCGGCUACCUCCGGCGACGCUCUCGUACUCUGGUUUUUAUACCACUUGAGAGCUUCCUUCUCUUUUACAGACGUGUUGGUGGUUAGAAGGUCUAUGUAUGAUAUCUAUCAUACAGCUUGAAUGGACUGCAACAUGAGAUCUCCGUUUCUGUGGGACUUGGAGAAUUUGAUCUUGCCCAACUCGUCAAAGACUGAAAAUGACAAAGACCAGCUCACAACAGCUACCGAGUGGGAAACUGACAAGGGUGAAGGAAUCGAAUCUAUGUUUCCCUGUCUCUGGGACACUCCUGUAUCCAAAAGCUCACAGUCCACCUCCACCAACUCAUCUUCUCCCGGAGUCAAACAACGCAUGCUUGCAUCAGAAAGUUCCCGUGGAGAUUCUUGCUGCAACAUAGAUCUUGUCCAGGUGAAGGCAUCUGUUGCCUCUGCUGAAUCAGACCUCUCUUUGAAACUAGGAAAGCGCACAUACUCCGAAGAAUUUUGGGGUGGAAACAACAAUAAUGACAUUUCCUUGACUCCUCCGGUUGUUACUCGAAAGAAAUCCAAAUCAUCAUGUGGUCAGAGCAUGCAAGUCCCGCGUUGUCAAAUUGAUGGCUGUGAACUUGAUCUCUCAUCUGCUAAGGAUUAUCAUCGCAAGCAUAGAGUCUGCGAGAACCAUUCUAAGUGCCCCAAAGUUAGUGUGAAUGGCAUUGAACGUCGGUUCUGCCAACAGUGUAGCAGGUUCCAUGCUGUGUCUGAAUUUGAUGAGACGAAACGAAGCUGCCGCAAACGUCUUUCUCAUCAUAAUGCGAGGCGUCGCAAGCCGCAAGGAGUAUUUCCAUUUAAUCCAGAUAGGGUGUACGAUCGAAGACAGCAUACAAAUAUGUUGUGGAAUGGUUUGUCUCUAGAUACAAGAUCUGAAGAAAAGUUUGCAUGGGAAACCACCAAUGAUAUAAAGCCUACACAGACGGAGAGCGGCUUUACUCUGAGCUUCCAGAGAGGUAAUGGCUCUGAGCAGCAGCUGUUUGCUUGUAGCAACCACUCUUACUCUGCUUAUCAAACCUCAGGCGGGUUCUCAGCAGGGAAGCCUAAGUUUCAACUUCAUGGCCAAGGUGUGGGAGAGUACUCGGGAGUCCUCCAUGAAUCACGAGAAUUCCACCGUGCUCUCUCUCUUCUGUCAACUUCUUCUGAUCACCUGGUCCAACCACAUGCACAGCCACUUUCUCUACUCUUUUCAUAUGAUGGUGUACCAAAAUAGAUGAGUAAGUAGUGUCAACUUUGUAAAACCAGCUUAGCUUGGAUACUAAUCAAAACCAAUCAGAACAACUUCAUACUGUCUGCAUUUGUAUGGCGACUUGGGCUGCUUUCUUAUUUGUAUCCUUGUUUGGUUACCAGUUGUCAACAAAACACUAAACAUUGAAUAUAUGGCAAAGAAUCUGUGUGUACU
Messenger RNA from Brassica napus (rape), 1648 nucleotides. Its product is annotated as squamosa promoter-binding-like protein 11. The coding region runs from base 344 to 1459 and encodes 371 amino acids. Lineage: Eukaryota; Viridiplantae; Streptophyta; Magnoliopsida; Brassicales; Brassicaceae. Gene Ontology annotation, cellular component: nucleus. The record is from RefSeq and is a predicted model, not a curated record. The transcript is spliced from 5 exons. Gene Ontology annotation, molecular function: DNA binding.